Messenger RNA from Acanthopagrus latus (yellowfin seabream), 3702 nucleotides. RefSeq names its product COUP transcription factor 2-like. Bases 715 to 2046 code for a protein of 443 amino acids. Gene Ontology annotation, molecular function: retinoic acid binding; zinc ion binding; nuclear receptor activity. The transcript is spliced from 3 exons. NCBI's taxonomy places the organism in Eukaryota, Metazoa, Chordata, Actinopteri, Spariformes, Sparidae. Gene Ontology annotation, biological process: cell differentiation; anatomical structure development; negative regulation of transcription by RNA polymerase II. The record is from RefSeq and is a predicted model, not a curated record.
ACACAAACCCGACUGGAGCCCCAUGCUGCUGCUCCCAGACCAGCUUCUCCUCGCGUUAGCCCCGCCCCAAACACGAACGUCACCGAGUCACAGCCCGUGACGUGUGGACGCACCAUUCUCCUCCGCCGUCCCGGACCGAAGCAUCAUCAAAAUCAUCAUCCAUCUCUCUCUCCCCCUCUCUCCCUCUCUCCCUCUCCUCUCCGUUGUCUUUUUAAUGUAACUUCUGACUGAUCGGGAGAGCAGGGAGCGUCUGGAAAGCCUGGUCUGGCGACUCCAUCUCUGAUGAAGGAUCUUCUCGCACGGCGCUGCGCUUAAAGCUGGACACACAAGACAGAAAGGAGCAGAGUGCAUUUUGUUUUUGAUUUUUUGGAAUAACGUUUGCUUCCCUCCGUGGAUCUUGUUGUGUGUCACUGUGGAUGUUACAGUGCUUUAUCUCGCUCUGAAUGAAGCUUUCUUUUUGGAUUUCCGCCGCGCCGAGGCUGUUUCUGGGUGACUGCCCAUUAUUUACUCGUGAAGUCGCGCGUUACAAUUAUAUCACCGAUAUUUUGUGAGCGCUGUUCGUUUUUUAGGCGUCAACUUCUAUUUAAUUUUGUGAAAACAUGCUGCAGUUUCCCUGAAUUUCUGUCCGUGUUCCAUGCAGAAAAUUCGUGUGCGUUAAUUAUCGCGUAAAAAAAGAGGAAAGUUGGGCGCGCAAAGUUUUUGGAGACGGUCGAGAUGGCUAUGGUGGCGUGGAGAAACACGGAGGGGGUCGGGGACGCUCAGGGGACCCUCUCCUCCCCGGUGUCCCAGGUCGCGCCUCUGUCUCUGCCCGGAGAGCUGACGGGACACAUGAACCCGGCACCCUCUCUGGAAAUACCCCCGGCGGCAGCGGCACCUCAGGGCGCACCGCCGCCCAAUCCGUCCAGCACCACCACUGCGUCCACGGCCACCAACAAUAACAACAACACCACCUCUUCCUCCUCCUCUUCCUCGUCCAUGGACAAACACCAGAGCCAGCAGAUCGAGUGCAUCGUUUGCGGGGAUAAAUCCAGCGGGAAGCACUACGGACAGUUCACAUGUGAGGGAUGUAAGAGCUUCUUUAAACGCAGCGUCAGGAGGAACCUGACCUACACCUGCAGGGCCAACAGGAACUGUCCGGUAGACCAGCACCACCGCAACCAGUGCCAGUACUGUCGCCUCAAGAAAUGCCUCAAAGUCGGCAUGAGGAGGGAAGGUACGCGCUGGCAUCCUCCUGUCGUUGAUAUCGCGGUCCAGAGAGGAAGGCUUCCUACGCAGUCUUACCACGGCCAGUUCGCUCUGACGAACGGGGACCCUCUCCAGUGUCACUCCUACCUAUCGGGAUACAUCUCGCUGCUGCUGCGGGCCGAACCCUACCCGACCUCCAGGUUCGGCUCCCAGUGCCUGCAGAACAACAACAUCAUGGGCAUUGAGAACAUCUGUGAGCUGGCGGCCCGGAUGCUCUUCAGCGCCGUGGAGUGGGCCCGGAACAUCCCCUUCUUCCCGGACCUGCAGGUGACGGACCAGGUGGCGCUGCUCCGCCUCACCUGGAGCGAACUGUUCGUCCUGAACGCCGCCCAGUGCUCCAUGCCCGUCCACGUCGCCCCGCUGCUGGCCGCCGCCGGCCUCCACGCGUCCCCGAUGUCGGCGGACCGGGUGGUGGCCUUCAUGGACCACAUCCGGGUCUUCCAGGAGCAGGUGGAGAAGCUGAAGGUGCUGCACGUGGACUCAGCGGAGUACAGCUGCAUCAAGGCCAUCGUGCUGUUCACCACAGAUGCUUGUGGUCUGUCGGAUGUGGCCCACGUGGAGGGUCUGCAGGAGAAGUCCCAGUGUGCGCUGGAGGAGUACGUGAGGAGCCAGUACCCCAACCAGCCCAACAGGUUUGGGAAGCUGCUGCUGCGCUUGCCUUCCCUCCGCACCGUCUCCUCUUCUGUCAUAGAGCAGCUUUUCUUCGUCCGGCUGGUGGGGAAAACCCCCAUAGAAACUCUGAUCAGGGACAUGCUGCUGUCCGGAAGCAGCUUCAACUGGCCCUACAUGCCUAUUCAGUAGAGGGAGAAGCUACAGUGGUGCUGCUAAGGUCAGGAAACGGUCCCACAGUCCAAUCAAGUCAUUUCAGAAUGGUGUGAAAUCUCUGUUGCUUUGGAACAAGGGAAAAACUGCCAGUGGACUGAAAUGAUUACAGGAACAUCCAGUGUAACAUUCGAUCUCAUUUUACAAUUAUUCUUAAACCGACCGCCAUUUUGUUGAGCCCAGUAUUCUGCACGGCGACUCUGUGCGUCUGCAGCUCACUGAUAGAAACAAACCAUUUGUCUGACAUUUAAUGAUUCAACGGUGCUGGCAGAAUUUUUGACUUGUUUAAAGACAGACAGUAUUUCACUUGAUGAAACGACUGGUUCUGAUGGACAUUUGUUAGCCGUGUGGUGACCACUCACCUUCUAUGGUUUUUGGGAUAACAAACAAUAUUUAUUGGACCCUGUGUGUAUAUUUAUCGUGCUUGUAAAUUAUGUUCUGGCUCCUUUUUUUUUUUUUAAUGUUUUCGUAUUUUUGCCCCAGCCAGUGGAAAAAAAAAACUGCAGGGAUUGUCUCGUGUCGACCUGUUUUAUUUUUUGUUUGUUUUUCGUUUUUGUUUCUUACCUUCCAGACAUGGCACUUUGGACUAAAGGAACAUUUCAGAAAGAUUUAAUACCGGUGUUUGAAUCCCGACUUUAUCUGACUUUAACCUAUCUGCUCAAUUGUGUACAGACAGAAUCGCGAGAUUAAUGCUCUGUUUUACUGACUUUGGAUUCUUAUUCUAUUUGCAUUAUCAACUUACAACGAAUGAGAAGAAAAAGAGCACAAAAAAAAAAAACGUUUGGAAAAUGCACUUCUCAUGAUCAGGGUUCAGUUGCGCCAAGUAAUGCAUUACUCCUUUCAUAGGUAAUAUCAUUACUUUCUAACACAAAUAUUCUAGGAAUACUUCCUGGCAGACUUAAUUAUUUCCCGUUGUUAAUGUCUCAUUUCUGCUCUUUCACCUGAAAACAACAUUUUAAAAGAGUUUUUUUCCUUUUGUUAAUGAUCAGAGCAUCAGGUCCAUUUCUCUUUAAAUUUGUGAAUUUUGCCACUCAGAAAUUACAUUUUCAUGUUAUUUCUCAUCCAAACAGAGAUGAUGAAAAGGUUAAAGUUUAAGGAGAAGGCUGAAUGUGAGGUAGCUGUACGUGAACCUGAUAUUUUUUAUAUGUAGGGGGGUCAAAAUCUUUUCACUGGUAACUUGUUACGGGGAAAAGUAAUGACAUUACUUUACCGGAUUAAUGCAUUACCAAAACACUGCCGAUCCAUGUUUCCAGGUCUUUACCACUGACCGUCUCAGAGAGAUUUUAAGAGCGCUGGGCCUGAUGUAAACUCUAACUACAGAUUCUUAAUGGGACAAAUGAGCUGUACACAACCUCCCAGGUCAAGUAACAAAUCUAUUUCAGUAGAAUUGAUGCAUUUAUGAGCCCAGGCCGCUUAAUGGCACAAUAGACCACUGCAGGGUAUUGCUGAACUGAAAGUGUGUGUGUGUGUGUGUGUGUGUGUGUAUGUCUGCGUGCAUGCGUCUGUUUGGGUGUAUGUGUGUGUGUGUACGAGUGUGUAUUUGUGUUUACUUCUUUUUUGACAACCACUCUGAUGUACUGUGAAAGCAUAUUGGUUAACAUAUUGGUACCGUAUUAAAUUAUAACUCAAGAUUUA